AUGGACCCCUCUUCCUCUCAGCACUUCCACCACCAUCACCAUCAGGGACAGCGGCAUCAGCGACUAGCUCCAUCGCAACCAGCGGCAGGCAUGUCGACACCCUCUGGCUCCCACUCCCAGCCGCCAUCAUCUCCUUCUGCCUCGACUGCCGCUUCUUCCAAUCCUUUCGUUCGCUCUUAUCAUGAUGAUGAGCAACAAGUGCCGACAGCAGCGAAUCAACAACCAGCAUCGCAAGCUCUCCUUCAACCUCAACGCAGCGAGCAAGCUACCGCUUACUACUCAGAUGCAGGCUCGACAAAUCGUUCGCGCUCUACCAGUAUCUCUCGAACGGUAAGCUCAAGUUCGUUGUUGAGAUCAGACGAGAUUGCGGUCGCCAUCAAGUGUCCCUCUCUCGACCAGGAUUCAGCCGUCGUCAAGGUUCGGCCUAGCGACACUGUCCUCUCGCUGAAACACAUCAUAGAGCGCACAUGGCCUGGUGCUCCUCGUGCUGAAGGCAUGCGAUGUAUUCGUUCCGGUCGCAUUCUGCAUGACAACGAGAUCUUUAGCCAUCUCACUGACAGUCUGGAGGCGGACGAGCCACUUUCACUUCAUCUCGUCAUUCGCCCUGAUGCGUGGUCAGACCCACUGAAUCGUCCCACACCUUCAAGGCGCAGCUCCUAUCUUCGACAACAGCAACAACAGCAGCAGCACAGCCUCCUACGCGUCGCCUUAGGUACCCAGGCGCCCACCGCACAGGGCGACGACGAUGACGUGCUACCCUUUUGCCCUGCCACGUCGGCUCAACCGCAAUCCCAAACACCACCAAAUUUCGACGCUUACUUUACCGAUCCUGACGCCACCCCAACUGGAGUCGAACCACCCGAGGCUGACAUCCUAGGACAUAGCAGCAGUCUAGACAUGGACCACAUCCCCACAACCCGAGAAGCUGCAGAUGCCUAUGCUGUUCUGGAGCAGACCCUUCGUGUCACCGCUCCAGACAACUGGCCCAUGCUCAUCGAAGCUCUUAGAGCAGCGUGCGAUGAGUACGUGCUCAAGUAUGAAGCUGUCUACAAUGAAGCUCAGGUAGCGCAGAACAAAGCCGCCACCUCCGCAAGUACCUCAGCACUGUCAUGGUCUCAAAGUAGCCUUCUAACGAGCGUGGAGACGACGCUGCUCGCAUGGGAUCCUGUCCGGAUGCCCGGCGAGGUUGCAGCCACGCCACCUGCGAAAGAGACCCAGUACUUCUAUCAGCAGGUGUCGCAUAGUGGCUUGCCCUAUCUCUUGCGCGUUGCUACAACAUCAUUAGACAGCCAGCGCAGUGAAACACUUCACACCCUUUUGGACCGCAUCUCAACAUUGCGAGCCAUGAUCGAUAAGCUCGAGAACAUUAUCAUGCUCGGACGUCUCCUCCGGGGCGCAACUUCAAUUGGAACUUCGAACUCAGCCGCCCCACUCGCAGCAACACUACUCAACGGAUCUGCCGCUACGGGAAGAGCUGUGGCCCUCGAGCAGGGAGGUAUCGUAAUCAGAGCAACCCAACUAUUGCGAGCAAUCCUCGAUGCGUUCCGCUCACUCACGUUUGCCGACGCGACAGCAGUCAUCGUCCCGAUGUUUUUUGUCGGUUUGAAGGUCGGCAUUCUCCUAUCUGUAAUGCUGCGAAGCGCAGACACUACCAAAAAGUACUUUGUGCUCGGCAUGGCUUCGAUCUACAUCGCAUUUGAAAGCUAUCGUAUCGUCCAGCGCCGCAUGCGUGUCCGUCAACGAAUGCUGCCCCGCCCUCCUCAAUCUCCACCGCCCCACGCACCGCCUGCUGCGGGAGAAGAAAACGCCGCACGGCAAGCCGGCGCACCCGCUCCUGCACCGAUGGGAGCCAACAUUCCCACCGCUCCUUCGCACGAAGAAGCCGUCGAACGCCAGGCAACAGAAGAGCCUUUGCGUCCGCUUCCCCCACCUCAAGCACCACCUCGAUUCCGCUCUCGUACGCGUUUUUCUUAUGACUGGUGGAUUGACCACAUGGCGUUCAUUGGUCUCGAUGCUGAGGAUGCUGAGCUCGGACUUCUCCCCGCGCCUGGAACCAACGCUGCUGCCGCUUUGGCUGCCAACCCCAACACCACACCUGCACCUGCUCACGAGGAACCUCAUUGGCUAGAGCGCCUACUCAUCUCAAGCUGGGUGCUUCCCUUUGUGCUCUUUCUUGUCACAAUGAUGCCUGCUGUGGAGCAGCGUAGGAAGCGAGCGAUUGAGGAGAGGGAGAGGGUCAUUCGCAAGUGGACCAGGCUUGAACAGGAGCGUCGUGAGCGUGCGCAGAAGCUCCUGCAACGGCAGCAGGAGGAGAAGAAGGAAGAUCAGACAGCAAGUCAGUACAAAGUGACGGGUCGAUCCGAUAGCGCUCACGUAGGACCGGGUGACAAUCUGGACCUGCAGCAGAAGCGCGCAGACUACGCUGAUCGAAUUCUUCGCCAGCGCCGCACGACUGAAGCUGUCGACCUAGACGACGAGCACCACCGCCUUGCGCAGGCCAUGGCAGUCGGAGCAGGAGACGACCACGACGACGCGAUGGAGGAUAUGAACAUCUUCUGA
Molecule: messenger RNA, 2559 nt
Organism: Ustilago hordei
Lineage: Eukaryota; Fungi; Basidiomycota; Ustilaginomycetes; Ustilaginales; Ustilaginaceae
Exons: 2
Coding region: 1-2559 (852 amino acids)
Biological process (GO): endoplasmic reticulum unfolded protein response
Molecular function (GO): protein binding
Source: RefSeq, a predicted model, not a curated record